GAAUAACUGGUUUCCUGAGACGAAUCCGACAACAACGCUGCUCUGAUUCUACUACCGACGUCCUGGUGCCGAUGCACUCCCCUACAGGGUAGGUAUUACGACAUCUAAGGUACGUAUUGGGGCCGAUCUCGGCCUGUACCUUUGAGUUGGAUUGGUGCCUCCAGUCGCGUUCGUUCCCGCCAAGCGUAUCUUAGCAUUAACUUAACUCAUUUCGUGCAAGUGCUUUCCUUAAUGAGGGUCCAUGACAUAUGCGGGGAAAAGAUAAGAGAUGUCGGGCAGUCGGAGACAGCGUUCAUGUUGGCAGUGGGACCUUGUCAUGUCGAAAGUGCGCCUAGGGUGUCACGUAUCUUCGUGCUAAUUAAUCCAUUGAUGCCCCAGUCUGGUCGUAUUCUUUAUUUCCACACUCCUCACUCUACCAGGCGUAUGGUACCCCGUCACUCAAUAUGCUUCUUACGUCGCCGACUGUCGUUGCGAGCAUAGCAUUGCUCACCGUGGCUGUUCUGGUCUAUCGGACUGUCAAAUCACCCCUUUGGAAGGUGCCUGGGCCUACCGUGUCUGCCUUCACUUCAUUGAUAUUAAAAUGGCACGAGCUGGGGGCGGAUCGGACCCUGUAUAUACAAGCCCUCCACUUGCAGUACGGCCCAGUGGUUCGGAUCGCGCCGAACGAGGUCUCGUUCACAUCAUGGGCUGCUUUGAAAGAGAUCUACUGCUCCGGGGGAAGCGGCUACGAGAAGACUGAAUUCUACGAUCUCUUCACAAUAUUUGGUCGAAGGACCAUGUUCACUACUCUGGGCAAAACCGAUCAUGCCAAGAGGAAACGAAUUUUGGCAGAUCGAUACGCAAAUUCCAAUGUCAUGCGUGGGUCUGCCAUUGCGGGAAUCCAAGAACGUUCGAAAAGAUUCAUUGCGAGAUGCACCGCAGGAGGACUAGCAGCGCAUGAUGUUUUUUGCCGGGCUUACCAAGUAGCUUUACAUGCUUACGCUUGUGACUGCGUCACGCAUCAUCUUUUCCACCCCGAGGGGACCGAUUCACUGCGAGAUGUUCACGAUGAAGAGAUGAUGCACCAGGUUGCCGCAGACGACAGCUUCCAGAAUCGAUUGGUGUCUUUCUAUGCCCCAACUCUUCACCGGCUCGCAUCAGGUAUCCUCAACUUCUGGUGGAAGCCCCGAGAAACACCUCUUGUGGAACAAUAUGUGCAGCAAACUAGCAAACAAGCAGAAGCUGAGCCCUUCACCCUUCUGAGCCGCUUACGCGAAAAGACAGGCGAUCUCGACGAGGUAGACACAGCCGCGGAAUGUCUGGACCAUAUUGCGGCUGGUAUCGACACGACUGGCGAUGGGCUCUGCUUCUUGAUGUGGGAGCUAUCGCAGCCUCGAUCGAGGGACAUUCAGCAGCGCUUACAGGCCGAACUCCGGGCAAGUCCAGAUGCCCCUCUUGACCAGCUCCCCUACCUGGAUGCUGUGGUGCUCGAGGGUCUCCGCUGCUUCCCGCCGAUCCCCAUGUCCUUACCGCGCUACGUGCCGUCGGGUGGUCGAGUGAUUGAUGGCACCUGGUUACCCGCGAAGACAAUAGUCAGCUGUCAGGCGUAUUCUGUGCAUCGUCUGAACCCGAGUGUCUUCCCAGCGGCUCAUAUCUUCAACCCUAGUCGAUGGCUGGACGAGGACGGCGAUGCCGAUAGGCGGAGGUUGAUGUUUGCCUUUUCCAAUGGAGGGCGAGGCUGUAUUGGCAAGCAUCUUGCCUUGGCGGAGAUGAAGACGCUCCUUAGGGAUACGUAUUCGGCUUACACCACGACUCCCCACGCCUCCAUGUCCGAGGAAAGCAUGGCCAUGGCAGACCAGCUGAUCUCUUCAAGGCCCAGAGACCAGAAGUGCCUGCUUCAUUUUGAGCCUCUAGACUCCAGUUCUGUAGCGGGACUUGAGCACUAAGGAAGUCAGUCUUGUUUAGCAUGCAGACGCACGGGUACGGUGGCCAAGGUGUGUCCCUGAUUCAGUUGGAUCUAUCUGCUUCCAUUCGGGCAAAUCGAAAAGGGGCCAACCGUGGCUGGCGGAAGGCAAGGUUUGAAGAUGACAAACCAAUUCAACGACGCGGGAGUGAUACACUCAAGAGAUGGUCUCAAGCCAUAGGCGUAAACACACUACUUAAGAGGCGAAUGAAAUAUUUCCGAGACGUCGUUUGUCGUACUGUCGCUUAAUGGCCUUCAAAGUUCCAAGUCCUAACCGUCUACGCACCGUGUAUGCCAAAGACGGCCCACGGAACUGCCUAUGGGCAUGUGCCACUCAAAG
Messenger RNA from Emericellopsis atlantica, 2282 nucleotides. RefSeq names its product cytochrome P450. Gene Ontology annotation, molecular function: oxidoreductase activity, acting on paired donors, with incorporation or reduction of molecular oxygen; iron ion binding; heme binding. Lineage: Eukaryota; Fungi; Ascomycota; Sordariomycetes; Hypocreales; Bionectriaceae. The coding region runs from base 444 to 1925 and encodes 493 amino acids. The transcript has 5 exons. The record is from RefSeq and is a predicted model, not a curated record.